Aspergillus saccharolyticus JOP 1030-1 is the source of this 1739-nucleotide messenger RNA. RefSeq names its product OSBP family protein. Gene Ontology annotation, biological process: maintenance of cell polarity; piecemeal microautophagy of the nucleus; endocytosis. Gene Ontology annotation, cellular component: membrane; cytosol; intracellular membrane-bounded organelle. The coding region runs from base 135 to 1379 and encodes 414 amino acids. The transcript has 4 exons. The record is from RefSeq and is a predicted model, not a curated record. Gene Ontology annotation, molecular function: oxysterol binding. Lineage: Eukaryota; Fungi; Ascomycota; Eurotiomycetes; Eurotiales; Aspergillaceae.
CUCUUCAUCUUUCUCCUCUGUCCUCCACCCUAUUGCUACUUUCUUGGCUACUUCUCCAAAAUUCAUAUCUCCACUAGUCAUCCUAGUGGCUUUUCCUUUCCAUCUGCAAUUCAUUUCCAUCCUCCGUCUGAAAAAUGAGCUCCAAAGAUCCACAUAGCGGCGUUCCCGCCUCGAGCAAAGGCUCUUGGACAAGUUUCCUUAAGUCUAUUGCUUCCUUCAACGGCGACCUUUCCUCUUUGACUGCUCCCCCUUUCAUCCUCUCCUCCACCUCCUUGACUGAAUAUUCCGCCUACUGGGCCGAACACCCCGCCCUCUUCGUGGCUCCUGCCAAAGAAGCCGACCCUGAGAAGAGAGCUUUGGCUGUUCUCAAGUGGUUCCUCAGCACCCUCCACCAACAGUACUGCAGCCGCAGCGAGAAGCUUGGCAGCGAGAAGAAGCCUCUUAACCCAUUCCUCGGAGAGCUCUUCUUGGGUAAAUGGGACGCAGAUGCAGAGGUGGGUGAAACAAGCUUGAUCAGUGAGCAGGUCAGCCACCACCCUCCUGCUACUGCCUACGCUAUCCGGAAUGAGAAGCACGGUGUCGAACUCCAAGGAUACAAUGCCCAGAAGGCGUCCUUCUCCAGCACCAUUCAGAUCAAGCAGAUCGGCCACGCUCUUCUGUCCCUUACUCCUCCUGGGGCAGACAAGAAUGACCCCGCUCAGCAGGAGAAAUAUCUCAUCACUCUUCCCGCCCUCCACAUUGAGUCCUUGAUCUACGGGACACCGUUUGUUGAACUGGAGAAGACCACCCGCAUCGCCAGCAGCACUGGCUACAUUGCCAAGAUUGACUACUCUGGCAAAGGCUGGUUGAGCGGCAAGAAGAACACCUUCAGCGCCAUUCUUUACAAGGAGAGCGACGGCGAAAAGAAGCCCCUGUACACCAUUGACGGCCAGUGGUCGGACUCUUUUGUGAUCAAGGACGCCAGGAAGAACGAGGUGGACCGAUUCUCAGUCAAGGAAACUCAGACCACUCCCCUAACUUUGGCACCCCUUGAUCAGCAAGACCUCUAUGAGAGCCGGCGGGCCUGGCGCGACGUAGCGGCGGGCAUUGAGCGGAGCGACAUGGACGCUGUGUCUGUGGCCAAGUCCAAGAUCGAGAACGCGCAGCGUGAGCUGCGCAAGGUCGAAAAGUCAGAGGGUCGAGAAUGGGAGCGUCGAUUCUUCAAGCGUGUCAACGAGAGCGACGAUGAAGUCUUCCGGGAGCUUGGCCCCAAGCUCGGCCUCACCUCUUUGGAGAGCGACAAGACGGGCGGUGUCUGGCGAUUCGACGCGGCUAAGGCGGCGGACGCCAAGCCACCUUACCACGCAACCGGAGGCGAGGGCCUGGGUAUCACUGCAUGAUCAAUACAUCGGUUGCAAAGUUAAUUACUAGUUCUCACUCGGUCUGCGUGGCCGGAUAGAGUGUUGGAACUCGCGGGGAUGACUACCAUCAUAGAUUGCGUUCUCUUUCUAUUUCUUUUCUUUUUCUCUAUUCGGGGGUUUUGGUAUCUGUAUAUAGAAUAGCAGCGAGAACUGGAUAGUUCCUGGAGCACUCGGCGGAUCAUCCUUUCGCUUUGGGUCUGUGGAUCAUGUCGACCACUUAAAGGACAAACGUUGACAAAUUUUUGCCGGAAAAUGAAUUGAAUCCUAGCAUCGAGCCAUGCACGACGAUCCAAGCGAUUAUUCUUAUACAUAUUGCUAAGCCUCCAGUGAACAAUACAG